AAUUCCGCGGCAUCGCUGAUUAAUUACGUUGACUUAUUUCCACCUCGCGAUACUUUCGUAAGCUCGUAUUAUUUUUUUCCGAAUAAAAAUGGCGGUUUAUUACUUUCACGAAUAUUGUGAUCGUCGACUUGUUUUUAUGUAGAGAAGGAUAAAAUCCGCGAUUGAUUCGUGUUGCUUUGACGAGGAAAAUAAAAAUCUGUUAUAUAGAAACGAAGGCACAGAAAACUUCACAGAUCGGAUUAUAAAUGCUCGAUGCGCCAGUCGACUGAAAAUAAUCUCUGUGUACAGAUAUGAUUAAUUAACAAAGUAUUUUAAUGCAAGACUUUAUGUGUACAUGUGAAUGGCAUAAGAUCGAGGCAACUCGUGCGAAUAUCACGAAAGGAAUUAAAAUUAUCCGUGACGUCACGGAUACACUAACACACUGCGGGAGGCGCUCUUGGGUGUUCGCUUGGUCGUUCGGGAGGUGACAAAGUGGAAGGCGCUCGCUCACUCCUUCAUUUUGCGAUUCAGGCCGGAUAGUCGAGACCGUGAGACCGGCUGCCACGCAUCGUUUUCGUUUCGUCCUGACAUUGUAACAUAAGUUCAUUCGGACCGAAAAAAAUGUCAAAAAUUGUCAAACUACGAUCGGUCAAAACUGAAUAAAAGUUCGAUUCAACUCGUUUUUUUAGACGCUCGGAACAAAAUACAGGCUGCGCCGCGGAUUGGUAAACAAACGUGAACGAACGUGUUCGGUGUGCAGCUCGUUUCUAGAAGUUCUUACAUUUUCCUCGAAGUGUAAAAAUAGUGAAAGUGUGUUUUUUCCGUUCGUUCACACCUGAUUUGGAAUAUUCUAUAUUUGUAGCCUUUCGCCUCAGAGAGCUUGUCAAAGUGUAGAAGAAACAAGUGAAGAGAUGCAAAUGGAGAAUGAGACGAAAUUGCGGACGAUCGUGACACAGAUCUGGUGAUAUUAUUGUCACCACGCGCCAGUGAAGACUUAUCCAACAGCAGAUGCACCACGUCGAUUACGAUUGAAAAUCGUCGUCACUGGUGUACUAUUUCAAUUACGAAUUCAUUUUUUUUGAUCUUCAAAAACACGAUACACUUUUCAAAAUAAUGUCACGAAGACCCAGUAUCUCGAUUUAUGAUUAUCCCGAGGAUUUGAAUCCCUUCAACGAUGACUCGACGACAACUGCAACAACCACGACUAACGGUACUAAAAAAAUAAACCACGAAGCGAAAAAUUCCGUCAAAGACUCUAAGCACAAAUUUUGGACUUUUGGAAGAAGCAAAAAGAAACAAAGGUCCAACAGUUUUUCCAUCAAAACUACAUGCUGCUUCAAUUUGAGGAAUGGCUUAUUCGGCAAACGCAGAGAUUCGCAGGAAGUGGAGAUAAGAAAACCGACGAUUGCCACAGUUUCGUCGACCUACAAACGCGGAACGUACAACGGAUAUCCCUCGACACCAGCACGCUUGUCAAAGGACCAACAGGAAUUCAACGAAGCGCUUGGUACUCUUGCGAGGAGGCGAAAAUACACUUUGGACAAUUCGUCCAGAUACAGCUCGACAUUGACCGUCAAUGGCGAUCCUGGAAAACUUUGUGAACCCUGUCCACAGGACACCACCACUUGCAUUCUGGAGAAUUUGACUCCCAAAGCUCCUGCAAGACGUUUCGGACAGGUGAGUCCAAAACCGACUGACAAAAUACCGUCUCUGGAUUACAGUGGCAAAGAAAACACGAGCAACGGAAGUGUUUCCGAAGAGAGAGCACCGAACCGAACUCCAAUUCCGCCGAAACGCGGCGGACCAAGAGCUUCCCAAAGAUCGUUAGCGCCAAUAUUCUUAAACGAUGAAGGUUCCUCGCGUUCUGCUGAUACCUCGAUCAGAGACGAAAACGAAAACGUUCCAGAAGAUUAUGUAUUUAAAAGAUUCAAUCAAGACGCCAUUAGGAAAUCGAAUCUGUCGAUUAACAGCUGCGUCUCGGUUGGCAGUACCGUCAGUGCCUAUGGCAGGAAAAAACGACGAGCGCCUCAACCUCCGUGCAUCAAAGAACCCUUGGAAACUCCCAAAGAAACCGACGCCGCACGUGCACCGGAAGCCGACGUUUCGAAAACAGAGGUCGAGAUCGUGGAUAUAGCUCGAGUGACGGAGAAUAUCGACGAAAUGACGAAGAGAAGUCGUGAAUUGGACGAUAAUGUGGAAUCAACUUGUUCAACGAGAGCCAGCAACGGAGUCGACGAUGAGAAAGCGAGAGAACAAAGCGAAGGUGCAAAUAAAUUUUCGCCGGACGAAAAAACUGAGGAAGCGUUACGGAUGGACGACGAAGGAGAAACGGAGUCUCGGAAGAGUUCGACGCAAGUCGUGGAGAUCGAGGAUGGAAAAGCUGAAGAAACGUCAGAAAGUGUGACGUCCCCGGAAGAAGGGAGGAGUAAAAGCUGCGAGUUGAAAGACGAUAACGAACAAAAGAAAAAUGAGGUCGACGUCGGGGUCGAACUGCGACGGAGAUCUGAUGAUCGAGCGAUCGAAACGUUGAAAGAGGCGGAGGUUUAUUCGUCGACGGAAGAAUUUACUCUAACACGACGAAAAUCCUCGGGUAACUUGUCCCGAAGUAGUAGUUUUUCAGUCAAGGACGAAAUCGAGAAGAUCGAACGCCAAAUAAAAAUACUCGAGUCAACGAAAGCUCGUGACUCGAGCGACGAGGAGGUGAGCGAUAAUUUCGAGCGUGCAGGCACUCGAAUGUCCUUGCGGGAAACACGAAACAAUUUCUUUCGGGAGUUGACCGAAAAUGACAGGGUCAAAGUUCAACUGAAAGAAUUACCAAGAGAACAAAAUGACAUUAGAAUCGUUAGAAUCGAAGACCCGCCGAUUUCUACCGACGGCCCUACCGAACCCGUCAAAAUCAUCGAACUUCAUAUCUCUGAACCAAUCAGACAAAAACCCGCGAUUAUUGUCGAUCGAGACAUAAAUCCUAUACCAAAGCCACGUAGACAUAGCAAUUUAGACAUUGUCAAUAAAGAGUCGAGAGUUAAAGCCCGACGGGAAAAAGAGGAUGAGGAAAAACGUGGGAAUUCGCUGUGAUCCUCGUCGUUGUUAUCGUUAAUAAACAAUCGAUUCAAUCAAAUUCAGGGCUGAGAAAGAAACCAUGUGAUUCUUUAAUCAGGCUGUAACGUUCAUUUUCCAUGUUGUCUUUUUUCGUGCUACGAAUUCGAGUUAUAUACGUAUCGUUUCGUUUUUUUAUAGACCAUUAUUUCAAUCGAUGUGAUAACCGAUCGAAUAAUUUACCAAUGAAUAAUCACAGUUGUGCCAGUCGCCUUGUUAAAUUAUCAUGUUAAAAGAUUAUUAUUUUACUUUUUGUUUUCACUUACUCGAAUGAUCCUUUUAUUAUUUAUUCCUACCGUAUAUAAUAUGAAUAAAUGUUAUAUCAAAAGAG
Venturia canescens is the source of this 3406-nucleotide messenger RNA. RefSeq lists its product as uncharacterized. Bases 1093 to 3054 code for a protein of 653 amino acids. The record is from RefSeq and is a predicted model, not a curated record. NCBI's taxonomy places the organism in Eukaryota, Metazoa, Arthropoda, Insecta, Hymenoptera, Ichneumonidae. The transcript is spliced from 8 exons.